GUAGAGAAAGAAGAGGUUACAUUUUAACUGCACUGACACAGCUGUGAAAUACGCAGGGAGAAAACCUGAAACACAUCCGAGCCACAACAACAGGUUUGGAAAAGCCUGAAUGCAAGUGUGGCCCCUGCAGGCCCAGGUGUACACCCCACACCGGCAUUCUGCAGCAGAGGCAAUUCCUUCCCAGGACUGGCAGUGAACACGGGUGAGAGUGCCGCCCCAAAAGUCCCUGUCCAGGAUCUCCUGCUCAUCACCAGAACAAAAGCAGUGGUGGUAGGUGAAGAGAAGCAUCAGCAGCACCAGCAGCACAGGUUUUGCUGGGAGGGUCUGGGUGUCUUGGAGCGAGGCAGAGUAAGGCACAGUGGGGGCUGCAGCAUCCAGAGACCAUCCUGCUGCAUUAAAGAUGAGCAGCUGCUCCAGCACGGCUCUCCACUGCAUCUUAGUGUGGCCAGUGGUUCAAAAUAAACCUGAUAUCCGCUUUCUGGAAGAGACCAGUAUCAAAAACACUAUACCCAUAACACCAUGAAUGAUGUUAAUAUAAUGUUUUUUGCAAAAAGAAUUAAUUCAGCAACAGGGCAGAAGAAAGAAGCUUAUAUGGGCUUGUGGCUGGGGCAGCUCCUCUUUAAAGGAUUACACCAGUGCUGUGCAGACUGCAUUUCUCAAGCCAAUAAUGGGAGAGCAGAACAUAAAGUAGGUGUAAUUCCCCCAUUUUAAAUUUUUUUUUAGUAUCUUUACAUAAAAAUGGGUUAACACCCAGAGUAUCCCCUUAAAUAAAGGCUCUUCAACAAAACAAUGAGAGGCUGAACUAUUUUUGGUGGCCAAAAUAUUCAAAUACCUUUGCCCAAUCACUCCCAACAUAUGUAUUUUUUAUUUUAAGAGCCAAAAAACCAAACUGAAAUCUCAGGACAUCUUACCACAUGUGUGCUGGCAAGGCAGCAUUCAGACCCCACUGCCACAAACGAAAACACAAUGAUGAUGCCACAAAGUUUUGGAACAAGGAGCACCCCUUUCCCAGUCAGCUUUCCACUGGCAGCAGGAUGUAUUUGUGAUAUUUAAGGAUUCACUUACGCACAACACUAUGAAAGAAGAGUCAGGAAAACUUUGCAGAGGGAUUAAACAGAUUUUUUUUAUUUUUUUUUCUACUUUUGUACAAAAGUGACAAAGUACGUGAAAGGCUUUGCUCAAAUUUCAUGAUUCAGGGGAGAAAUAAUACAAACAAAAAAAAAAAAAAAAAACCACAAAGGGAAAAAACAACCCAAACAAAAAGGAACCCAAAGAAAGCGUGUGCACAAGUACAUUUCCAUCCCACUCCGCAGGGGUUACCAUGUGGGGAUGCCCGGAGGGAGCCGCGGCCCGCCCCGCUCCCGGCUGGGACAAACCCCGGGAUCGGCGUCUGUGGGCCGGGAAGCGGGCAGGGGGCAGCACCCGGGACAAAUCCCGGGAUCGGCGGCUGUGGGCCGGGAAGCGGGCAGGGGGCAGCACCCGGGACAAACCCCGGGAUCGGCGGCUGUGGGCCGGGAAGCGGGCAGGGGGCAGCACCCGCGCGCCCUCAGGCGCCGCCGCCGCCAUUUCGCGGCCGCCCCUCCGCCGCCAUCUUGCGACCGCAGGGCUGAGCCCGAUCUCGGGGAUGGAUCUCUGGGAUGGAUCCCUGGAUGGAUCCCUGGCACUGCCUCGGGGAAGGGGAACCGUGGGGAACGUGGCCCUCCGAGCCUGAGGGGACACAAACGGAGCCCCUUCCGCAAGGAGCGGGGGCAGCCAUCACCCGUGGCUGCUGUUUCACCAUCCCAGCCUGGGUUUGAGGGAGCGGGGUUAUCACAUUGUGUCCUACAAGCAGGGCUGGAAAUUCAAGUUGAACCACGGCUAUCCCAAGCUGCCCAGGCCCUGUCCAUGGGUGGACAAGGGCCAAAGAACCAAGGCACAGUGUCCCACUACACCCCUUGUUGUGUGGGCUCUUCCACAGUCCCCCGCCUUGUCCACCACAGCCCUCACGGGUGGUGGUGCCACACACAUGACCUGCAGCGGGGCCAUGGCCAUAACCUGGGGUCUACACCCAUCAUCCAUGGUGCUGUGACACACAUGACCUGUGGUGGUGCCACAGCCAUAUCCCAUGGUGGUGCCACGCUGCUCCUGGGAAUGGCACUCCAGCAGCUCUGGGGACAGAUGGUGUCCAUGGGCAGGGCUCGACAGGACACCAUCCCACCGAGCCUCCACAAAGGAAUGGGAUCUGGAGGCAUCCAAACCUCUGCUGUCACAACAUAAGUGGCAACAUCAGGCUCUGCUGAUGCAUGUUGGUGUCCCGUGUCCCACAGGGACACACAGAAGAGGAAGACAGUUUUUCCUUCAAUCAGAUUUCUGAGGAAUAGCUGGAAGGAAUUUUAACAGCCCAGGCAAGACUGAGGCCAGACAGCUCUGACAGUAUUUGUUUAGAGGCACAACAGUAAUUAGUGUCCUCCCUCUCUGGAGCUCUUUGUUCCUCAAAGCCUUAAGCUUUAUUUCAAGGACACAGGGACACAGGCUCUCUACACGUCAAGAGCCAUAAUUCAUGUGCUUUAUCCACAACAUUGUAUGAACACUGUAAUUCUUUUUUUUCAGGCUGUGAACUGUGUUAUCUGAAAAGAGAGAGACUUCUCUGGUGGCAUACACAUCUGUAUGUGCAGAUAUUUGCCUGCACACCUGCUUCCCCUACUAAGGAAAGAGACACAGAUGAGAAGUGGUUAUGUCCUUUUGAAGGCUGUUGCAAAUAAUUUUAUUUUUUUUUUUAUUAAGGAACAAUCUGUUAUUGAGGCAAAAUAAGUGUUUAUCUUCUUUUCUAUGUUGAUCAGAUAAAAAAAUAACUGAAUGGCCUGUUUUCAUAGAAGAAUGCUUUCUAACUGUCACUGGGACAGUCAGGAAGCAUUUCUACCUGUCAACAGAAUAUAAUGUAUUAGCAACAUUAGAUGUCAAAUCAGGCCUAACGCUGUAUAUACCUGGAGACCUAAGUCCUCUUUUCAGAAGUUAUUUCUGGAGUUUGUCCUGGUUUAAUGCCCCUGAGUCAGCAUCCAAACAAGACCUACUUCCAAUUAACUAAAAGUGAGAAAUAAGCUAUAAUUAAUUGUCACAAAAAUCACAAUUCAGCCAGACCACCCUCCUCCAAAAACACCCAUGAACAUCAAAAGAAAGCAACAGAUGGACCACUGGUAAUUUCCUUGAAGCGAGAAACUCCUAAAAAUGUUGAGAUCUGCAAAGACUCAGCCAAAUCCAUUCCUCUGGUUUCUAAGAAAUACUUUAGGCUGUAAGUCUGGUUUAAUUAAGAGCCUGCUCCUGACUUGAAGGGGAGCAAAACUAAAUCAUUCCUUACCAAGAAGGACAUGAUCCUUCCAAGAAGUAAGUAGCUGAAAGGCAGCGAUAAGACCCUUUACAGUGAGACAUCUGAGUUUAAAAGGCAAUUACCACAUGCCUGAAGCCUCCAGACUUUGCAUUUAAUAUUUCACAUGUGAAUUCCUUUUAUAGAGGAUCAUCUUUGCAAACAGCAAAUAAUUUUCUAAGUUCUCAGUAAGAACAAACAGUAGAAAUGCUUCCAGAAGGUGUGAGACAGCUGAAAAAAUGACCCCAAUACACAUUUGUGAAACCAAGAACUGACUGGGGAAUGGCUCUAACUGGGACCAUUCUGCCCCAGUGUUUAAAAUGUGGCCUUUGAGGGACAGAACUUGAAUUCAGCAGGGGAAUAAAGGAGGAUUAAUAACCCAAGACUCUCCCACAAGCAAAGCUCCUCCCAGCUUUAAGAACGGUGGCGAAUGUUUUGAAUCUAAACAAGUUUGAAUCCAAACAGCAACAUUCCACUGGGCUUCGCAAGCUCUGCAGGGAUUCGGCACCAGCAAAACCACCCUGUGAAAGCUGGAGAAGGACCUUGGCAGAUUAUCCCAUGGCUGGAUAGCAUCAGGGGCUGGAUGACAGCAGGAACCGUUAUAUUUAACUCCUGUGCAUUGCUGGCCCAGCGUCAGAGUGCUGUGGGUAAGUGACACCCAGGUGCACAUCAGCAGCUCACUGACAAUGAAUGCCCCGGGCAGGUGGCUGGGACACAGCCCCUCCCCGCUUCCAUCCCUGCUCACCCUGCAGCCCAUGUUCCCAGCACUGGCUGGAUGUGCGGGGCUUCCUGAUAACACACCUGGACAGCCCAGAGAAACAGCAGGUCACCGCUGGCUUCAGCCCAGGCAGGACCAAGCCUUUACAGUAACAGGAACAGUGGAAAUAAACCGCACUUGGCAGUGCAGGUGAGUUGCAGAAAGGACAAUGCAACAAUAGCUUGGACUCAAUGAUCUCAGCGGUCUUUUCCAAUCUCUUAGAUCCUGGGAAGGGGCUGAGCAGCCCAGGGUUGGAGGAGCUGCUGGGUCAGCCCAAUUCUUGUUCCCACAGCCCCACUGGCCUCGACAGGACCAUGGCAGGGCCCAGACCAGGGGUGUAUGGCAGAGCCAACUCUAUCUGAGAGGAGCUCCUGGGCCCCCACAGCUCUUCAGCUCAGGCUGCCGGCUACCACUCCCAUCCACCAGCAGAACCCACCUGAGAUUUACUCCAAAGCACAGAGCAGCAAGGCCAGUGCAGGCCACCAACUUAAAACUAUUUAAACAGGUCUUCCUAAAGUGACCUGUACAAACUGUGGGACACACAAGCACGGUGACAAACCACAGAAAGGGCAAACACAUCGACAGAGAUGAGGACUGGCUGUUAAACAUUUCCUUUGACUAUCUGAUCUAUAAAUGUGAUGUUCCCAAUUAUGAAGAGAAGCUAUUUACAAGAGCAUGUAGUGACAGGACACAGGGGAAUGGCUUCAAACUGAAAGGAAGUAGGUUUAGAUUAAAUAUUAGGAAAAAAUUCCUUACUGUGAGCUUGCUGAGGCACUAGAGCAGGUUGUCCAGACAGGUUGUGAGUGCCCCAUUCCCUGGAAGCACUUGAGGCAGGUUGGAUGGGGCUCUGAGCAGUCUGGUCUAGGGGAAGGUGUCCCUGCCUAUGGAAGGGAGGUUGGAAUGAGAUGACCUUUGAGGUCUCUUCCAACCCAAACCCUUCUCUGUUUCUGUAUAACCAUAUAUGAAAUGGCUACAUAUAUUGCAAAUACAAACAAGCACAUCAAUGUUGAUAUGUGCACUCAAGUCACAGGGUAGCUGUAAAAAGGCACUAAACUAAAUUUAACCUUUAGGCUAAACAAGCCAGGGAGAAGAACACAAGAUGGGUUCUAGUUAUAGAUCACUAGAUAAAGAGAAGAUAAUAUGGGUACCACGGAGGACUGAGCAAAUACCACAGUAAUCACAGACAAGACCAUACAGACACAGCACAUGGAGUGUGCAAGAGAGCCAAGCAAAGGACAGAUUGUGACACUGAACAUAAAUAAACUCAUUCCUAACUUUUUCAGUUCCCUUGAUUUUAGUCUGAAAGUCUACUAAAAAGUGAUUGGUGCUUGCUUGUAUCUCAAGGCUAAGAUUUUCUUAGUGAGAAGCCUUGAGAAGGGUCAUUUGGUGAAAGAGCUUUUCCCAGUUUAUUUCCUGCAGGAAAAAGUAGAAAUGGGGGGAAGGGAAGGAAGAAAAAUACUCCUUCUCCUCUACUCUCCAUACCUAUGCAUGGUACUUUCACACAUUGAUCUUUGAGCAAGAACUUAAAACUAGAAUAUCCUAAAUACAACCAGGCUCCUCAUACUGUUUAGGAGUGAGUCUCAAACAACUUUGAAUACUCAAAAUAUGAUUUGUCCAAAUCUGGGCCAGCUUUAAAGGGGCACAAUAAAUUCCCACGGUGAUAGGGCUGGCCCUUCCAGAUUACCAACAAGUUCUUCAAAGCAGCGUAAAAAUAUUUCCCUAAGCUCAUUUUAUGAUCAGAAGCUUUUUUUUCCCCCUUAAACAGGCAUGUGAGAAGUUCUCAUGGAGAAUCCACACUUCUCCCACCUGUGCCUGCAAAUUUCCAGCCUAUUCUGGCUACUGCUACUUACCCCAGCACAGGACUCCCAAAUGCCAAAGGCAGAGCUAAAUAUAUCCCUCACUGCUCUGCUGCAGCUCAGCAAAGCACAUUGGGCUAUCCUAAAUGAUACAGACUUUCCAAAAGCUGGUGGUUUUUUUUCUUCCAUUAGGAAGACACUAUGUUGUGUUUGCAUUAGCAAGCAAAAAGAGCAAUUCAUUCAUGAUGGGGAGAGCUGGCUCUCUCGCUCUCUGAUCUUUAAGCCAGAGGCUGCAAAUGCUUGGGAUGUUUAGUGGGAACAGAGAAAAAAAGAGAAAAAAAGCAAACAAAAAACCCAAAAAACAAAACAAAACAAAACAAAACCAGCAAAGGGACAAAAGGAGUCAAAACUUGUCUGGUUGAUUAAGGAGCACCAUUGAUAAUGUCCAAGGCAGCAUCCUUCCCUUUCCCUGCACAGAAAGGGGAGAACAAUUGCAGUUCUCAGGGUUUGAAAGGGCCCAUCUCUCCCUGCCCGGGAGGCAGCCAAGCAUUUCCGAAGCAUUUCCGGGCUCCACAUCCCACACCAGCGGGCGGACCCCGGCUGGCUCCUGGCAGCUCCCAGCUCCUCCUGACGCCCAGCCAAGGAGAGGAGCAGGAGCCCGGGGGUGCACACCUUCCUCAGACAGCGGGCAGGGCUGUCCCUGUGCCCUCUGCCCUUCCCGUUCCAGCCACCGCUGUGCCAUGUCCCGCCGGGGACAGCCAGGCUGAGGCUCAGUGGCAGCACAAAGGGGACUCUGCACACAGAUGCAUCCCGUUGGCAAAGGAGUACUGAAAAAUUGGGCGCUUUUUCUCCCUUAACAUUUGUAAACUUCCUUUAAAACCUGUCAGAUUAAAGACAUGGAGUGUACAUGGAAAUUUAGGACCCAAACCCCAUUAACAGGAACAUGAUGGUGCAGCAAUUCCUCCAUGGUUCCAGGUGACCUGCAGUUCAGAAUAAGGGAGCCUGAUCUGGCCUGAGGGGGUUAUUCCAAGUGACUCUUAAAAGCUGGUUUUAACCAAGAGAUUUAAGCCUGAAGUUUUACAGACAGCACAUGGCAUUCAAAUCUCAAAUGGUGACAACUCUGCAGUAAAGUACAGAGAUUCCUCCCCAUGAGAGAGAUGCAAACGACUCCUAUAAUUAACUUAUUAGCAAUUCUAUUAAGUCAUCUAUACCUAACAAUAACACUUGCAAGAAACAAAUAGUUGCAACACAGCUUUUUCCUAAGGAGUCGGGUGUUCUGCAGUCAGUGGAUUCUUGACAUUGCAACACCCUUGUUCAUAGCUGGGGUAAAGGUUGGUGAGCAAUGAAGUGUUAAACAUCCCAUCCAGUCUGUGGAGUUGGCAGACACACUGCACUGAGCCCUGCCAAGAUCAAACGGCCAUGCCAGCACUUCCAGCACAAUACCAGAAAGGAAUCUGAGAUCACUGUUAAAAACCUUUUAAUUUUUAACCCUUAUCAGUCAAGGUAAGAAAAGCACAUGUAGUACAGAGUAGGUUAUCUCAGCCCACAAGUAAAUAUAAAGGAAUGUGAAGAUUGAAAAUUAUAAUUUAGUAGCAGUGCUACACAAGCUGUAACGUAAAAUGAGCUGCUGCACAUUUGGAAAGAAUCAGCAACAUUUGUUUCAUUAUAUCCAAAAGAUACUCCCUGCUCUAAGAAAAUGAGGCAUGAACAGUGUGACAGACUGACAAAAGCUUCACUGCAAGUCACUAGGGGUAAACUUU
Molecule: messenger RNA, 7653 nt
Organism: Motacilla alba alba
Lineage: Eukaryota; Metazoa; Chordata; Aves; Passeriformes; Motacillidae
Product: glutenin, high molecular weight subunit DX5-like
Exons: 2
Coding region: 1330-2256 (308 amino acids)
Source: RefSeq, a predicted model, not a curated record